Molecule: messenger RNA, 786 nt
Organism: Fonsecaea pedrosoi CBS 271.37
Lineage: Eukaryota; Fungi; Ascomycota; Eurotiomycetes; Chaetothyriales; Herpotrichiellaceae
Exons: 2
Coding region: 1-786 (261 amino acids)
Source: RefSeq, a predicted model, not a curated record
AUGGUCAAUAUCAAGAUCGUCUCGCAGGCUGAAUACCUUCCUCUCCGUUUGUCCCUCCUUGAGGCCGAAAAGGAGAACACUAGGGCCCGCGACAAGCUCGGUCGCCAACGCCGAGCUCUCCCUGUGGUCGAGGUCACGACCCCGUACUCCUUCACCAGCGAGGAUGGGAAGGAGGUCACCCUCGCAGACCUUUUUGACGGACGACCGCAGCUCAUCAUCUACCACUUGAUGUUCAGCCCGGACUGGGACGCCGCAUGCGCCAGCUGCUCGCUGUUGGGCGACUCGGUGCCAGACCUGCGCCAUUUGAACGGCCACUCGACCACGUUCGUCGCCGUGAGCCGGGCCCCGAUCGACAAGAUCCGGGCGUACAAGAAGCGCAUGGGCUGGACGUUUCCCUGGAUCUCGUCGUUCGGGUCCAGCUUCAACUACGACUUUGGCGCCACGCAGGACGAGGCCGUCAAGCCCGUCGAGUACAACUUCAAGGACAAGUCGGAGAUGGAGAAGCGCGGGCUCGCCCACUUUGCGACGGGCGAGCAGCCAGGUCAUUCGGUGUUUGUGCUCGGUGGCGAGCUGACCGGCAUUGGCGACGAGGGCAAGAUCUACCACAGCUACAGCACCUAUGCCCGCGGUGGGGAGCCCAUCAUCAACACCUUCACCUGGCUGGACAUGACCCCGUUGGGCAGACAGGACGGACUCAGUGGCGUGGGCGGGCUAGGGUUCAAAAGGCACGAUGAGUACACCACCGAGGACUUGAAGGGGUUACCCAUUGCAAAGAUUGGGGCUUGA